AUGAUUAACUGGCCGGUUUUGCACUUGAGCUCUUGGCUAAAGACUUGUUGCAACACUUCUGCCUAUAGUGGCUUCUUCUUUCUGAGUGGCCGGACCAUCGACCAGCCCGAGGAAAUUAGGGGCAUGCUGGGGCGUUUUUGGGAGCGCCACUUGAAGGCCCUGGAGUUUGCCCCGCCCUUCCCUCAGCAGACCCUGCCAGUGUAUCUCCAUGGCGAUGAGGGCCGUGGACAGGGAAAACGACCAAUUCUUGUGAUAUCUUUCCAGCCAGGGAUGCCGUGGUUUGGGGAGAAUGAGGUCAACUCUUCAAAGCACACCUUUACAACGCGUGCGCUGUACACCGUGGUGCCCUCUGCAAACUACGCGCCGAAGGGGGGGACUUUGAAGGAGCUUCUUGCGGCUCUCAGAGACGAUCUCAACAGCUUGUUCGAAACCGGCUUUGAAGCGUCUUGGCUCACAUUCAACAUGUAG
This is a messenger RNA of Effrenium voratum, 468 nucleotides long. The record is from the annotation of a GenBank genome assembly. NCBI's taxonomy places the organism in Eukaryota, Dinophyceae, Suessiales, Symbiodiniaceae.